AUGUAUGAGUCGAAAUUACAGGAUCAAAGUUGAUCAACCAGCACCGGAAAUGAGAAAAUAUAGAGAUCGCAAUUUUAAUUGACUCGAAAAGGGGUACAAGAAUUUUUCGGUUUUUGCCCUAAGGAGACGAAACAUUUCAUGUACGAUAUAUUCAAAUUGAAGAGCAGAAACUUCCUCUUCAAUUGACAGAUCCUAGGGCCUUGGAAGGCGGCGAAAAUUAAAAUGAGUAAAGAUCCUAAAUAUAAGACUGAAAGUGAUACCAGUGGUAGUGCAAGUGGAAGUGAUUGUGAAUUUGAUUUAUCUGAAAGUUGGCCAUCAAUAUCAGAAGCAAUACCACUAAAUUUGUUUGAUGCUUUUCCAGAGGCGGAGCCUGAAUCACAAUCAGAAUUUGGAUCGCAAUCACUAUUUAGUGAUACAGUAACAGAAAAAGAUAAAAGUAGUAACACAGAUAGUGAUUCAACACAGCCACCAUCAGAUUUUGAAUUGAUGCCUCUGAUGCCUAGUCCUAUAUUUGGCAACACUGUAAAGAGAAGACGUUUAGACCAAGUUCCAGGUUACCCUUCAUGGUAUAACAUAGUGUACGAUGGGGAUGUUGCUGUGUAUACCUACCAAUUACUAGAGGACUGGAAGGAAGGAACCUUAAAAAUUAAUGUUUUUAAAGAAUAAAAUUGUUUUAAAGGGAUUUGCUCUUGUCUUUAAUUGACUUACACAUGAUUUUUACACAAGAUUUAUGAGUUUCCUUAGUGUCUGACCAUUCAUUCAUUUUUGGUAUCAUAUAAGUUUGACGGUAGGCAUCUUUACCGUGGCACAACUUUUUAACCACUUAAGUUAUUUGAAAAACUUUCCACCAUUGAUCUGCAUUUAAAAUGACCUUUGUAAUG
Messenger RNA from Saccostrea echinata, 881 nucleotides. RefSeq lists its product as uncharacterized. NCBI's taxonomy places the organism in Eukaryota, Metazoa, Mollusca, Bivalvia, Ostreida, Ostreidae. The coding region runs from base 223 to 666 and encodes 147 amino acids. The record is from RefSeq and is a predicted model, not a curated record. Gene Ontology annotation, biological process: gamete generation. The transcript has 4 exons.